GCGAGUUCAGAAACAACCGAAACAAAUAUGUCGAUAUAUAUCGGAUCACAUGAGUGCAGAAUGUAUCCAAUUAAAUGGCACUUGGCUGGAUUCUAAUGAUUCACGCUUCAGUGGUGAAUACAGUGAACUACUUCCAGAUUGGUUUUGGAAUAAUAUCACAAACAUCACUAAUGCAUCGCAGUCAGAGGAUUUGCUUGAAGUGGAUAAAUACACAUUACCUUUUGAGCUUUGGCAAACAGUCUUAAUAGCUCUGUGUCUUGCUGCUUGCAUAGUUUUAACCAUCGGUGGGAACAUCCUCGUACUGCUGGCCUUUAUUGUCGAUCGAUCCAUAAGACAGCCGAGCAAUUACUUUAUAGCGUCAUUAGCCGCCACUGACAUGCUUAUCGGCACGGUUUCUAUGCCAUUCUACACAGUAUAUGUGCUGAUGGGCUCCUGGGAUCUUGGUCCUCUUCUUUGUGAUUUAUGGCUCUCUGUAGAUUAUACUGUUUGCUUGGUAUCUCAAUACACCGUUCUACUAAUCACAAUAGAUCGUUUUUGCUCGGUGAAGAUUGCUGCCAAGUACCGGAGUUGGCGUACUAAGAAUCGCGUUAUAUGGAUGGUGACAAUCACCUGGAUCAUACCAGCACUCUUAUUCUUCAUAAGCAUUUUUGGAUGGGAACACUUCGUUGGUUACAGAAAUCUCAAACCAAAUGAAUGCGCUGUUCAAUUUCUAAAAGAUCCUAUCUUCAACACUGCCUUGAUAAUCGGUUAUUACUGGACGACACUCGUAGUACUGUUCAUUCUCUAUGGUGGCAUUUAUAAAACAGCUUACGACAUGCAAAAAAAGAGUGAGGCUAAGCAAAGAAAGAUGCAGUCAAUGGUAGCUUUGAGUGCAGGCGCAAUGUCAGGAAUGGCUGGCCGAGCAGCCGGAAUUGGAAUCUCAAAGACGCAAAGCACAAUCCUUAGUCAAGACAAACCCAAAGAUCCUAGUGGUGGCACAUCAAGCACAAGCGUUGAUAAUGCCCCAGGUUCAGGCGAUGACCUCAAGGAUGCCAAUUACACCGGAACUGGGCGCAAGUUAUCUGGACAACAAUCUCAAAACAAAGAUUCAAACAAUAAACUGAAAUCGGGAACGACAUCAUCAGAAAUGGAGAGGUCUGAGCGCUCAAGCAGUCCAGCAUUCGAUUCAGAUGAUGACAGUGCAGUUGCUGUGACAAGUCAACAAUCUGCAGUGCGGAAGCGGUCGUCAAUUGCUGGACUGAUGGUUCAAGCAGGCGCUGUCCACGUAUUUACCAGCAACAACCGACUGAAUGGGAUGGUUCCUAUCAACGUUGAAAUGAAUCCUAUGAUAAAAAAGAUGCCUCCUACGUCUCCGCUGCUAGACUCAGCUUCAAAAGCUCACACACUGCCCAAGAUUCAAGAGUACAGCCUUGCAGACAUAGAAAACACCAUAGAAAAUACAUGCGAAUACGAAAAAAGCAGCACAACGUUGACACCCGAGCAAUCAUUACGAUCGAACGACAUUGAUUUAAAUCAUAGCAUUGAACGAAUUGAGGACACACCACCAUCCGAAAUUAGAAAUAAAAGUUCAUCAUCUGGCCAACCAAGCAUCAUUCCUCCUCCGACGCAGUUUCUAGGUAGCCCAUCAGUAUCAGAGAGUACGUCAACUUCAUCGUCUAUCGACAAGACAAAAUCAUUAAUGGCUCAUGGAGCAGGGACCUACGAUAUAAUGACUGGACUGGACGGCGCAGAUUUGAGCCUAGCGAAUCCUCUGUCAACGGCACCAUCAUCUCCUGUCCUCGGGCAUUCUGGAACAUCAGCAGCCAACACUAGUCUUCUGCAGGCAGCGCUGAUCAGGGCUGCUGCUCAGCACCAAUCCAGCACCACCCCAACACAACCUUCGCACAAUCCUCAAGUAACACAUGCCUCAUCACAAACCAACCCUCCGCGAGUCUUCGUCACCCAUCAGAUCAACGCAGCUUCGCAAACAUCACCUACUGUUGUUAGCAAAGUUAACACAGAAGUCACUGUAAAAGUUGAAGACAUUAAACGACAGCCAAUCACUACGGUUGUAAGCACAUCCAUCGAAUCGUCCAACAACGGCACAACGACUGAUCAAAAACCGAACAAUCAGCCGCAGGUGUCCUCCUCCAGCAGCGCUAUUCCAACAGUUGUUGCGGCGACUGUCAUUAAUCAGGAUCCAAAGCGGCAGUCUAAAAAAAAAGACAAUUACAAAGAAAUAGACACUAGCAGUGGAUCACGACGUGAUUUUGUUAAGUCGAUUGGUCGGCGUUUGAAAGCUAAAACACAGAAAAAAGACCCGACUAUUGGUAGACAAAAAUCCCGAACUGAAAACCGGGCUAGAAAAGCUUUUAGAACUAUUUCAUUUAUUUUAGGUGCUUUUGUUGCUUGUUGGACUCCCUAUCAUGUAAUGGCGCUUGUUGAGGGCUUUUGUUCUCAUCGACCCUGCACUAAUGAACAUCUUUAUAUGUUUUCAUAUUUUUUAUGUUACGCGAACAGUCCCAUGAAUCCUUUCUGCUAUGCACUGGCUAAUCAGCAAUUCAAAAAAACCUUUACGAGAAUUCUUAAAGGUGAUUUUCAUAUGACGUAAUUUAGUAGUAUUGGUAUUAAAUAUAGCUAGUAGAUAUAUUCAAUUAGAUACCAAAAAAAAAAUAAAUUUGGCAAACUAAUCAAAUUUCCAUUGAGAGUAUGGUGAAUGGACAAUAAAAUAGUUUACAUAAUGUUUUUAAGUAUAAAGGUAAAUAUAUAUAUAUAUAUAUAUAUAUAUAUAUAUAUAUAUAUAUAAAAUAUAAUGACUUAUGACAGGCUUUGUCGAUUCAUCAAGAGUCAACAUUGACAAUAUGUUCGAUUACCGUUAUGUAUAUAUAUAUACUGAUAAUAUUUAAUAUUAAUAAUAAUUAUAAUUAUUGUUAGAUGAUCAUUGUACUGCGACCUAACUGUAAGAAAUGUACAUACUGUAUAUGUUAAUGUUUAUUUAUUAUGAAGUAAAUCUAAGAACUAUGUACCGUUGAUGAUUGAAAGAAACUAUUAAGUUCGUGAAAAUUUAUUGAACCCGACAACUGAUGAGUAUUGUAGCUUACACUGUGAAUACACAAGUAAAAUUUGUUUAUAAGAUUAAUAGAGCUGUAAAUUGUAUACUAGUUAAUUGAAAAAUUCAGACGAUUAACGAUCGUUAUGAAAGACAUAAAGUGAAAUAGUCCAUUUUUUUCGUUAUUUUUUAUUUCCUAAUAAAACAAAGUAAUUGUUGACAUAAUCACGGAUUCAAGCGAUUCGGUGGAUCAUUAAUAUACUUUGAUGCACUGCCGAAAGUGGCCUAUAAAUAAAAGGCCUUUUAAACAUAAUAAUAACUUAACUUUUUCGAGUGCGAUUUCUUGUAAUUCGUGAUUAUGUUACAGUAACUUUUUAUGUGAUUCAACAAAUUAGAUUAGUUAAGUAAUGUGCACUGUUUACAUUUCGAUAAUUAAAUUGACGCAAGAGAAUAAGAAGGCGCAAAAAAAAACCAACUAUUUUUUUUUUUUUUUUCGGGUCUUUUAUAAAAUAUGUUGGUUUAUCGUGUUCUAACGUGCGAUAUUAUUAAAAACAAAUUUGUAUUAUUAUUUUUACUCUAUUUUACUUAAAAAAUAUCUGUGAUGCGUCUUUGAAAGCUACAAAAAUGUUGAGUUAUUUCCGAAAAUUAGAAUUUUGGCUUAGAACUUUCUAAAUGUACAUAAUGUCAAACUUAAAAAAAAUACAAUGACCAAAAUAAAGAUCAAAAGAACAAAAAUGAUAAAGAAACAUAUUUUCAUAUGAGACUCAAAAUAAAUAAUUUUUUUUUUUUGCGCCACUCUAUCAGAGAAUAAAGCAGCAGAUUUAAGUUAAUAAGGUUACAUAGUAAUCAAAUUGAUAAAAAAAAUAGUGGAACGUAAAAAAAAAAAUUUAAUAAGAUUAU
Cotesia glomerata is the source of this 3928-nucleotide messenger RNA. It is a transcript of the gene mAChR-B, whose product is annotated as muscarinic acetylcholine receptor gar-2. The record is from RefSeq and is a predicted model, not a curated record. Bases 50 to 2590 code for a protein of 846 amino acids. The transcript has 4 exons. NCBI's taxonomy places the organism in Eukaryota, Metazoa, Arthropoda, Insecta, Hymenoptera, Braconidae. Gene Ontology annotation, molecular function: G protein-coupled acetylcholine receptor activity; G protein-coupled serotonin receptor activity. Gene Ontology annotation, cellular component: synapse; membrane; dendrite. Gene Ontology annotation, biological process: G protein-coupled receptor signaling pathway, coupled to cyclic nucleotide second messenger; adenylate cyclase-inhibiting G protein-coupled acetylcholine receptor signaling pathway; chemical synaptic transmission.